Prorocentrum cordatum is the source of this 1405-nucleotide messenger RNA. The record is from the annotation of a GenBank genome assembly. Lineage: Eukaryota; Dinophyceae; Prorocentrales; Prorocentraceae.
GACAGGCACUGCAGACGCAUCGAACAGGCACACAGGUGGGCCCGUGACCGUUCUUGCUCAGAUGCGGUCGUACAUCGUCCCUACACUCUUAUACGUGCUGGGCCGGGGCCAACAUGUGUUCGAUGCUAGGGCUCUUGUUUGCCAGCGUUGCGGGUGCGUCUGCUUUGCACGUCCUGGACGAAUCGUCCAUGACGGCGGUCGUCCAGGACGAGCGACGAGUAUUGCUGCUCGGCUGUUCGUUGGACCGGAAUGCGCUCAUGGAGUUCUGUGACGGCCAUGGCGAACAAACCGAUUAUCCAAUAGAGUCCGCUUGGUGUAUCAACAAAGACCUCGACCUUAAAAUGGGCUACAUAUACCACCCUGGCGUUGGGGCCAAUGGAGACCUUCAUAAACCGACCGCGCUAGCGAAGGGUCCUUCGACGGGGGCAAUUUUGAAAACAUAUGCGAACGCGACGUCCUUCUAUAUGCUAAACGGGAGCCCCCACCUGGUCGUGGUGGAUAGCUCAUUGUGGGACCUAUUAGUGUGGAGGCUUGGUACUCUCGGUGACCGACACGGACUGUCAGCCUCUGAAGCAAAGAUCCCUCCACCGAAGGAGGUGACCGAGGAGCGCGUGCAGCAGUGGUGCUCGCACGACCUGCCUGGCUUGCUGCAGAGAGUGUCUGAGAUCUUUCCGACGAGCCGCAUCACCUUCCGGACUGCCCCGACGAUCGAUCAUACGCCCACGCACGAAAAGUUUGAGAAGCGCGACAUCGCAUUGCUUUACAAGUGCAUCAGCUCGUCCACGACCAAUGGGAUGCUGUUUGGUAAGUACGAGGUCAUCGAUUAGCAUGCGAUCAUGGACAAGCUAAUCGACCGCAAGGUGCCAGGCUUGUACAGAAUUGACGGCUAUCACCCAAGCGAGUACCCCUCGAGACUCUACGUCAACGAGAUUCUCCGGCGCGUUGGCAUGAAUCCAGACGACCCUCCAGAACCGCGGCUCGAGGACGAGAGUACAGCACGCAAGGCAAAGUUCGAGGAGGCAAUCCAAGGCGAUCCCAAUGAUUUGGAGGAUUUGACAGACCUGAUGUGAAGCGCGCUGCUUCGCCAGACGCUGGGUCCGAAGAGUAGGAGGAGAGGAAGAAGAAGAGGAAUAAGAAUGGAGCGCGGCACUUUUAUAAUGUGCUGUCUAUCUGGUGAUCUACCUUGCUCCACUCAACUCACCUCUCCUGCACUGAUCCUCACGCCGCGCAUGAGUCCUGCACUCGGUCUCGGCGUAGAGCGCUCGGAGUUCCGCGCUCCCAGGAACCGAGGAGCUCGCAGGCCUCCGCUCUCUGUCGCCGCGUGGCACGAAGUGCAGUGACACCUGUGCUGGAGGACCAUACAAUGUCAAAACAACGAAAGCCGUCAGGGGUAACGUGAGGGGGC